AUGUCUUCUAGAAUCACCAGAUCUUCGGCUCGUCAAGCAGCGAGUCAGGCAGCCCAAACUAACAAUAUUGCUCCUGCCGCUGCUGACGUCCCGACCGUACCCUCUACUACCCCAUCCUCCCGCAAGCGAAAAGGGCUCGCCGCCGAGAAGAGCCCCAACGACACAUUACCCUCUGGGUCUUCAGGUCGACGGUCCAAGAGACAAAAGAUCCCCGAAGCCGUUCUUCCUCCGAACCCCAACAAUAACAACAACGCCAUAUCCAGAUCUCGGCGAAAGGGAAAGCCCGCUGUUGAUAUGGACAGCCCGGAUAAUAACCACACCGGAUCUGCGCAUCCUGCAGAGCCCUCCAUCUCCUCAGGUUCUUCUAGCAGAAAAUCGAGCCGUUCUAAAAAGGCCACGGGACCUCCAUCAGAGCCCUCAUCUGGUACAACUCUGACCACCCGAAGAUCGAAACGGAACCUUGACAGUGCAGUCGAUCAAGAUACACCGAUGACGGGUACCGACGAGAACAAAGACCCAGGACCACCACCUCCUCCUCCUCCUCCUCCUAUCGAUCACCACGACGAUGACGAUAGCGAAGACAAUGACGAGGACGAAGAUGAAGAGGGAUCACGGAGGUACGACGACGACGAUGACGAUGACGACGAUCCUUUCGGCGGAUUUGGCGGCCCUCCAGGCAGUCUAUCCAGUACGCUUAGAGCACUAACAGGGAUGAUGUCUGGCCUGACAUCUCGAUUCCGGGAAAUUCUUCACAAUCUGCGAGUUGAUGAUCUCUCAGUACAGCUAAUAGCUUUGCAAGAGCUAUCAGAAAUACUUCUGGUUUCCAACGAAGACAACCUCUCUGGCCACUUCUCGCCCGAUGCCUAUGUCAAGGAGCUGGUUUCCCUCAUGAAUAAGGAGGAAAGCCCGGAGAUCAUGUUGCUCGCGUGCCGUUGCUUGGCAAAUCUGAUGGAGGCUUUGCCUGCCAGUGUUGCGAACGUCGUCUAUGGAAGCGCCGUCCCCGUCCUGUGUCAAAAACUCCUCGAAAUCUCUUUUAUUGAUUUGGCAGAGCAGGCCUUGAGCACAUUGGAGAAGAUAUCAGUCGAAUAUCCUACCAGCAUUGUUCGUGAGGGUGGCCUCACUGCUUGUCUGUCUUAUCUCGACUUCUUUGCUACCGGCACGCAAAGAACUGCUGUUACUACCGCAGCAAAUUGUUGCCGCAACAUCCCCGAGGACUCUUUCCCGGUAGUGCGAGAUGUAAUGCCUACGCUUCUUAACGUUCUCAAUAGCAGUGAUCAGCGGGUCGUGGAACAGGCCUCGCUUUGCGUUUCCGGCAUCGUUGAGAGUUUCAAGUACCAUCCCUCCAAACUUGAGGAACUCGUUAGCGUCGACCUUCUUCGAGGUGUGCUGCGUCUUCUUGUUCCCGGCACGACGAACAUGAUCGGCUCCAGUAUCCAUACACAAUUUCUCCGAGUCUUGGCCUUCACUGCGCGAGCUAGCCCUCGUCUUUCCACAGAGCUCUUCAAGCUUAACGUUGUAGAGACAUUGUAUCAAAUCCUGACCGGAGUUUCACCACCUAGCGGCACCGAAGAUGUUGCCUCCAAACUGGACAGUGUCGUAAUCAUGCAGGCUCUUAUCCAUCGACCACGAGAGCAGAUUAUUGAAACGCUCAAUGUUAUUUGCGAAUUAUUACCUAACCUACCACGAAACGCAGAUCCGUCGUACGGUGAUUUUGUUGAACUUCAAGCCUCUGCAGAUCCCACAAACCCGGCAUCCAGUGGGGGAAGAAACCGCAGGUCUACAAAUGAAAAACGCAUUGAGCUUCUUGAAGAGUGCAAAGACGAAGUCCGCCGUUUUGCGCUUAUCAUCUUCCCUACUUUGACGGACGCGUUCUCCAGUACUGUCAACUUGAGCGUUCGCCAGAAGGUCCUCACAGCGCAAUUGAAGAUGCUCUCGAAUCUUGAUGAGGACAUCUUAGUUGAGGCACUUACUCCGGUGCCUUAUGCGUCUUUCCUCGCAUCUAUUCUUUCGCAACAAGACCACGCAUCUCUGGUAAUGCUUGGCCUGCAAGCGGCCGAGCUGCUACUAAGCCGACUCGACAAGAUCUACCGUUAUCAAUUCUACCGCGAGGGAGUCUUCCUUGAGAUCACCAAGAUUGCUGAGGAGGAAGAUGCAGUUGAAGAGAAGCCAGGUAAGGGCGAAAAACGGGAGUCUCAGGGCGAACAAGCAGCAGAACAAGAUAACGAACAGUCCUCGGACCAGGAAUCUGAGCAUGAUGAAGACGAGGAAGAUGAGGAGCGCGAGUCCUCUGAUGACGAGGAGGACGAAGACGAAGAGCAUGAUAACGAGAAUGGCGAGGCGCAGAAUGAAGAUAUGUCUCCUGUUAGUUCCCGGGGAUCCACCAUGUCUCUCGAGGUCCCUCUCCAUCGUCUUGUCUCCGACGUGCGAUCCAUGAAAUCUCGAACUCGAGACGUUGCCAAGAAGUUCUUAGAGACACAUGAGACGGAAGGCCAUGGCCAGGCUAUGAAGCUCAAGGCAACAGCAAUCCUUGAUGCUCUUUCAGAGUUGGCUGGUGAGCUUGAGACUUUCUACCUCAAACCGAUGCCCGGCAACGUUGCGGCCGAUAAAGGAAAGGAACUAUUCACCAAGCUUGCAUCAUAUUUCGAUACCGACGUCCUGGAUAGUGUUACGAGCGCAGAACUUCUAGCAUCCGGCCUUGUUCGUGUGCUUCUCGAGGUCUUCAGCAACCCUGACGAGGAGCAGGCCCGUGCCGCUCAGUCAAUGUUCCUGGAAGUCUUCAUGGCAUACACCGUCAAGUCGAAGCCAAAAACUGCAACUGCAGAAUCUCCGGCGACGCCUUUCAGCGUCAUGAUUCACAAGCUUCAGGACUUGCUCAGUAGGUCAGAGCAUUUUGAGGUUAUCACAGUGCAUCAUAACACAUUUGACGGCAACCACAGCAGUCCCGCCUCAAUGCUCGGAAAGCAAAUUCGACUUCGUCUUGUUGCCGAUGAUGAAUCCGAAAUACCUCGACCAUACCGUAAUAUAAUGGUGUCAAUUCAUGCCAUUGCGACUUUCAAAUCCCUUGAUGACUAUUUACGACCUAGAAUCAGUAUCAACGAGCGAUCUCGUGGCUCCGCCCGCCGGGACGGAGUUGCCCGAGCACUUGCCGCUAUGGCAAACAGUGCAGGCCUUCCUCUGAGUAGUGCAGCAGCAGCCCGCCUGGCAGCAGCUGAACGAUCAGGCCCGUUCUCAAGCGGACCUCCGGUACCGCCGCCGCCUGCUGCUCCAACGCCAUCUGGCUCCCGAGCACUUCGCAAAUCAAAGUCACAGGCUGCCCCUGCUACACCAGAUCAAAAUGCUGGACCGUCUCGCGAUAAAGGGGCACUUAGACGCUCCUCAAGACGGCAUGGUGCCGCUAACACACCCCCGGCUCCUCGACCUCCGCCCGUAGAUGAUGAGGAAAUGCAGGAUACACUAGAAUGCGCCGAUGAGAAGCAGCUGACUGAUGACGAAGACGUCGGAGAAAGCAGUGCAUUGGAUGCCAUUGUCGGCGAACUUGAAGAAGACAUGGAAGAGGAAUCGACGCCUGAGGAUACUUCGGCUGUCAACAUGGAGGUCGCUACCGGCGGCCAUGUCACGGCACGCAAGGAAGAUGGCACUCGAAUCGCGACACCAACUGGAUCCGGUGCUCCUAGCCGUGCGGGUGGACCCUCCGUUGGCACCCAAGGCACACCUACUCCAGCAUCGUCAUCGUCGAGGCCGAUGUCCUAUGCGUCUGCUCUCCAGGCUGUGCCCCAAGACUGGCACAUCGAGUUCAGUCUUGACAACAAGCUGAUCCCCAAUGAGACUACCAUCUAUCGCGCUGUCCAUACUUCCGCUUCUAACUCGGAUGAGCAUCUAAGCAGAAGCAUCUGGUCGACUGUGCACCCAAUCAAGUUCAAGCGUGUACCUGGACCACCUCCUACGGAAUCUCUUUCAUUCUCUUCUAACACGGAAGCUGAUGGCGAAGACGAGCAUGGAAUUCCCGCUUCGCUUGCCAAAAACCCCACAACGUCAUCAAUUCUACGCCUAUUGAACAUUCUUCACGACCUCAACUCAAACAUUGAGGACGUUUUGAUUGAGAAAAAGAAUAGCGUUAUUGGUCUUAAUGUUGAGCCGCUGUCACAGUUCAUCAAUACCAAACUCACGGCGAAAUUGAAUCGUCAGUUGGAAGAGCCCCUGGUUGUUGCCAGCAACUGUCUACCCAGUUGGGCGGAGGACUUGGCUCGCCUUUAUCCCUUCCUCUUCCCAUUCGAGACUCGACAUCUAUUCCUCCAAUCUACAUCUUUCGGAUAUGCCCGAUCAAUGGCUCGGUGGCAGAAUACCCAGUCUGCGGAGGAUAACCGAAGAGAUCGAAAUAACGAACGGCCAUUCCUCGGUCGCCUUCAGCGACAAAAGGUUAGGAUAUCACGUCAGAAGAUCCUUGAAUCGGCCUUGAAAGUUAUGGAGCUAUAUGGUGCUUCACAGAGUAUCCUAGAAGUUGAGUAUUUCGAGGAAGUGGGUACUGGUCUUGGUCCCACUCUUGAGUUCUACUCAACUGUCUCGAAAGAGUUCUCAAAGAGGAAGCUCAAACUAUGGCGUGAGGUUGAUUCGAGCGGCUCCGAUGAGUUUGUUUCUGGAGCCACCGGACUCUUCCCUCGACCACAGAGUGAUGAGGAGGCUGGGACACCAAAUGGAGAGCGGAUCCUGCAUCUUUUUAAGAUGCUUGGAAAGUUUGUUGCGCGAUCCAUGAUCGACUCCCGAAUCAUUGACCUUCACUUCAACCCCAUCUUCUUCCGCAUCGGAGAUGCAGUUUCGUCUGGAGUUAAGCCAUCAUUGGGGGCUGUGAAAAUUGUCGACCCUGGCCUUGCCCGCUCCUUGAAGGCCAUCAAGCAAUUUGCCUUGGCCAAGAAGGAAAUCGACGAGGAUCCUAAUCGUACACCAGCACAAAAGGUUGCCGAUACAGAAAACAUUACUAUCGAUGGCGUCAAACUUGAUGACCUAUGUCUCGACUUCACUUUGCCCGGUUAUCCUAAUAUUCAACUAGAGGAUAAUGGCUCUCAGAAACGCGUCACUAUUGACAAUGUGGACUCGUAUCUGGAGAAGGUCAUUGAUAUGACUCUUGGAUCUGGUGUUCGUCGCCAAGUCGAUGCCUUCCGUGCUGGGUUCUCACAGGUAUUCCCCUACUCGGCGCUCAGUGCUUUCACACCAGAUGAGCUUGUCACCUUGUUUGGUCGUGUAGACGAGGACUGGUCACUUGAGACUCUCCUUGACUCGAUAAAGGCAGAUCAUGGUUUCAACAUGGAUAGCAAGACGGUCAAGAAUCUGCUCCACACAAUGAGCGAAUUCGAUGCUUCGCAACGCCGUGACUUCUUACAGUUCACAACUGGAAGUCCGAAGCUUCCCAUCGGAGGAUUCAAGUCUUUGACACCCAUGUUUACUGUGGUCUGCAAACCCAGUGAACACCCUUAUACGUCCGACGACUACCUUCCCAGUGUCAUGACGUGUGUCAACUACUUGAAGCUUCCGGACUACUCUACCAUUGAGAUCAUGAGGAAGCAGCUUUUUACAGCAGUCAAGGAAGGCCAGGGAGCGUUCCAUCUGUCGUAG
This is a messenger RNA of Fusarium redolens, 5607 nucleotides long. RefSeq lists its product as uncharacterized. Gene Ontology annotation, biological process: proteasome-mediated ubiquitin-dependent protein catabolic process; protein polyubiquitination. Lineage: Eukaryota; Fungi; Ascomycota; Sordariomycetes; Hypocreales; Nectriaceae. The record is from RefSeq and is a predicted model, not a curated record. The transcript is spliced from 5 exons. Gene Ontology annotation, molecular function: ubiquitin protein ligase activity. Gene Ontology annotation, cellular component: nuclear speck. Bases 1 to 5607 code for a protein of 1868 amino acids.